Nicotiana attenuata is the source of this 588-nucleotide messenger RNA. RefSeq lists its product as uncharacterized. The record is from RefSeq and is a predicted model, not a curated record. The transcript is spliced from 2 exons. The coding region runs from base 1 to 588 and encodes 195 amino acids. Gene Ontology annotation, molecular function: RNA-DNA hybrid ribonuclease activity; nucleic acid binding. Lineage: Eukaryota; Viridiplantae; Streptophyta; Magnoliopsida; Solanales; Solanaceae.
AUGGCAAUCGACCAGGACGUCGAAGAGUUGUUGAUCAUGGGGGACUCAGAUCUGAUUAUUCGGCAAGCUCAGGGAUGGGAAACUCGAGAUAUUAAGCUUAUCCCUUACAGGCAGCAUGUGGAAGACCUCAGCAAGCGAUUCAAGUUGAUAGAAUUUAGGUACAUCCCUCUUUGUCACAACGAAUUGGCUGACGCACUUGCUACUUUGGCCUCAAUGCUGCCGUACCCAGGUAAUGCUCACAUAGAUCCCUUGGAAAUCCGAAUCCGGGAAAGGCAUGGUUAUUGCAAUACAGUCGAAGCAGAACAAAAUAUCAGGCCAUGGUACCAUGACAUUAAAAGAUUUCUGAAAACGCAAGAAUACCCCGAGCAAGACAGUGGGGAUCAAAAGAGAACCAUCAGACGACACGCGAGUGGUUUCUUUUUGAGCGGUGAUGUCUUGUACAAAAGGACUCCGGAUCUCAAUCUGUUAAGAUGUGUUGACCUCGAAGAAGCCGGAAGGAUCAUGCAUGAAGUACACACAAGAGUGUGCGGACCCCACAUGAACGGGUUUGACCUCGAGGCACAGGAUCCAAGGUGGCCGAAAGAAUGA